Molecule: messenger RNA, 494 nt
Organism: Stylophora pistillata
Lineage: Eukaryota; Metazoa; Cnidaria; Anthozoa; Scleractinia; Pocilloporidae
Source: RefSeq, a predicted model, not a curated record
GGUCGAUUUCCUGCCGGAAAUCUAUUGCUGAGCUUUGCCGUGUUGUGUGCUGGCACUUCAAUAAGGAAGGUGCUUUUGGUGUUUCGACAUAUGGGUUUGUUGGUUUAUCACGAACCAACAUACUAUUACCACCAAAGGCACCUCCUUAUUCCAUCUGUAGUGGCUUUCUGGCGAAAGUACCAGAAGAAACUACUAGAUAUGUUGAAAGACCAAGAAGUUGUGCUGGCUGGCGAUGGUCGCCAUGACAGUAUGGGGCACUCGGCCAAGUAUGGAACAUACACAAUAUUUUGUUGUACCAUUGGUUUAAUCGUCCACAUUGUUCUUGUGCAGGCAAAUCAGGCAGGCAGCAGCUCAGGCAUGGAGUUCCUAGCCUUCCAAAAGGCCUUCACUUUCCUUUUAGGCACAGCAACACUUCUUUGACAGCUGGCAUAUUGCAAAAAGUAAGUUAUGUUUUCACUAUCAAUGUCAUUUUUGGUCAGCAUAGGAACAAUUAG